This is a messenger RNA of Adineta steineri, 1485 nucleotides long. Lineage: Eukaryota; Metazoa; Rotifera; Eurotatoria; Adinetida; Adinetidae. The record is from the annotation of a GenBank genome assembly.
AUGCUCGCCGAAUUUCGUGCAUAUUAUCAACAUAAUCAUCAUGAAUUGCUUGCAAUUGACGAUUUUGAACGUACCUAUCGCUCGGGAGAUGCUAUUCGUUGGUAUACAAAGCCUUGCUUUCUUUUUCGUCUUAUUAACAAAGCACUACGUACAGAAGACAUUUGUGCUUUUUACACUUUUCGUUAUUUUAUUAUUGAUCUGUGCACACAGUUAGAAGAAGCGGUCGGUAAAACUGCUUCUUGUGCAAAAAUAUUUCGUGUCUAUCGUGGAUCAAGACUUAGUCGAGAUGAGGUCGAACAAUUGCAAGUUGGUAUGCUGGUGACUGCAAAUGGAUUUCUUUCUUCAUCACGAGAUUUGAAUGUUGCCCAGCAGUUCAUCAGUAUUGAUCCAGUUACGGGCUUAUCGCCUAGUCGAAGUCGCAUGGACAAACGACAAUAUGUUCUAUUCGAGAUUGACGUCGAUUUGAUACAUUCACCUUAUACGACGGCAGUCGAUGUAACUAGACAUAGUACUAUGCCACAUGAAGACGAGGUCAUUUUUAAUUUGGGCACUACCUUCACUAUCACUGACAUUAAUUAUGAUACUGAACACUAUUUAUGGCAUAUUCAAAUACUCUCAUCAUCAGAAGUUGCUGAACUCAGCCGAGCCUAUAAUAUGUUUGUUCGCAAACGUCUAAAUGAGGUCAAUGGCAUACUAAUGUGUGGUCAUUAUUUGACUGAAAUAUAUAGUAAUUAUACUGAGGCUAUGCGUUACUUUCAUCAUCUGUUACGUUCAAAGACUGUAGAUGAUAAUGAUCGACCCGCUAUCUACUAUCAUUUGGGACGCGCUUAUCGUUUUAUGGGUAAAUAUCAACAAGCGAUAACAUAUUUUAAAUGUGCUCAACUAUUUCAACGGCGUAAAUUACCACAAUCAAGCUUCGACUAUGGUCGUACAUUAAGGGGCCUCAGUAAUGUGUAUUCGGACAUGGAAGACACAACACGAGCACUAUAUUUCGAAGAAAAAGCAAUUGCUAUCCAUCGUAAAUGUUUGCCAGACGAUCAUAUCGAAAUAUCUUUCCAUUUAAAUCGACUUGCCUUUAUUCAUUGGCAACAAAAGCAAUAUGAACGUGCACUUAUUUUCGUUGAGAACGCAUUAUUAUAUUUUAAACAAAAGAUGCCAACCGAUUAUCCAGCAGAGGCACGAUCACUACAUGUAAUGGGCUUGAUACAACAUUCACUGGGUAAUCGACAGCAAGCUCUUGAUUUUUUCAAAAAAGCGUUGCACAUGCGAGAAUCACUACUAGCUGAUGAUCACCCAUUCGUUGCUCAGACAUGCCACGAGCUGAGUAUCUUGUGUGCUGAACAGGAUGAUGAAUACGCAAUGGCACUCGAAUAUGCACAAAGAGCGCUAAAUAUUCGUAAGAAAAAGCUAUCGCCGAAUCAUAUUGAUGUCAAACGAUCAAUCGAACUUUUCGAGCGGCUAUCACAACGCCAUGAUGCUACUUAG